GAAUGUCUAGUGAACUUAGAAAUAUUUCGUCUUAUGUACCGUUGGAUAAUUACUACAAGUCUUUCACAUAUAUCACAGGACCUGAUUUCACAAAUAAUAAAUAUACUCUUGAGAUCGAUGAUGGCACUGGGAGGGUGACACAACCGCUCUUUUGUAUUUUGAAAAACAAAGGCAAUUGGACAAUGCAAAAUCUUUUUUCGGGCGUAAGUACGAAG
This is a messenger RNA of Funneliformis geosporum, 215 nucleotides long. NCBI's taxonomy places the organism in Eukaryota, Fungi, Glomeromycota, Glomeromycetes, Glomerales, Glomeraceae. The record is from the annotation of a GenBank genome assembly.